Messenger RNA from Volvox carteri f. nagariensis, 1052 nucleotides. RefSeq lists its product as uncharacterized. The transcript has a single exon. The coding region runs from base 147 to 1052 and encodes 301 amino acids. The record is from RefSeq and is a predicted model, not a curated record. Lineage: Eukaryota; Viridiplantae; Chlorophyta; Chlorophyceae; Chlamydomonadales; Volvocaceae.
GCGCUGAACAACGAGGCAGGUCCCGCGCCUUCGGCGCGCUUUCUGUUUUUUCCGCUGUGCUUUCAGCUCUUCAGCAAGACCCAUCGGGUAGAGUGCCCUGAUUGAAGGAGCACCAUUAUCGCUCCGUCGUCAUCGUCUUGAAGAUCAUGGCAACCGUAGCAGUAUCCGUCCAAGCCGUUUUAGCGGUUUUUGUCGUUUUCUGCGGCGUUGCUGGCGCCAUGAUGCCGGGCCAAUAUGGUUCCCAGCCCCCUUCCCCAUAUAUGCAAGGUCUGCUGGGUGGCGGCGCUACGCCGCUAGGAGGCGGAAUGGCGCCCAGCGCGGUACCGAGAGCGGCAACUAUGUCUGGUGCGGCGGUUGCUGGGCCGGACAUCGCUGCAAUGUUACUCCAGAUGCAACAAGACCUGGCCGGGGUCCGCGCGCGCCUAAAUAGUCAAGGUGCGACCUCGGGUCCGGAAUACGAUUUGCGCGCGCUGACGGAGGAUUUUGCGUCGCCUCAAGUGCAGCGCUCUCCAGCCGGGUCGCGGUUUCCGUUUCCCGACUAUGUUCUGCACAAUUUGCCGGGAACCAUGACGGUGGAUAAUCUGGUUUUGCAUAAUUUUCGGGCAAUUCCUGAGUGGCAGGAGUUAGAGCACUCGCAGAGGGGUCAUCCUGAUCGUGCGGGCUCGUUAGUUUAUGAGUUUAGCAUUCUGAUUACUUUGCUUGGCGUCUUGGAGAUGGUGCGGUCCGGUUUGACUAUGAUUCGCCGCUUUUUCGGAUAUUCAAAUUUACCUCAAGAGUGGGUUGUCGCCCUGACCUGCGCCUCUGAUACCUUGCUGUAUGAUGUGGCUUGGAUGCAUAACCUUAUUUCGGCCCGUAUCAAUUGUUUGGUGGAAUUUAGCCGUAGGGGCCGUGAUGGCCUCGUUGCCCUGCACCAGCGUUACUUUGCGCCUUCGGAGCGGCCGCUGGUGGAUGCUGUUACCCGUGAGUUUGACGAGGAGUAUGCUAAGCAGCGGGCAAAAGUGACUCUUAAGGUCCUGGCAGAAAGGGAGGCCUUUUCAUCGAUCAGGCCGUAA